Molecule: messenger RNA, 1553 nt
Organism: Elgaria multicarinata webbii
Lineage: Eukaryota; Metazoa; Chordata; Lepidosauria; Squamata; Anguidae
Exons: 12
Coding region: 14-1504 (496 amino acids)
Source: RefSeq, a predicted model, not a curated record
GCAGGCUGACCCCAUGGCGGUGGCACCGGAACCCACCCCUCGUACGCUGAUGCGGUGCUACUGGUGGCAGCACUCGCAGGCUUCCUCGCUGGAGGAGAUGAUGCUGGACUCUGGCGCGCAGCAACUCACGCAAGAAGACACCCCGGAGAUCCUUGGCCUCUUGCCUUGCCUGAAAGGACAGGAUGUGUUGGAACUGGGAGCUGGUAUAGGCCGGUUCACUGGGGCUCUUGCUGAGUCCGCGCAACACGUCACGGCCGUGGAUUUCAUGGAGAGAUUCCUGGCGCAGAACCGGCAAGAGAACGGGCACCGAUCCAAUGUGGUGUUUCUACAGGCCGACGUUACCAGCCUGACGUUGCAAAGCCAGCGCUUCGACCUCAUCUUCUCUAACUGGCUUUUCAUGUACCUCAUGGAUAAUGAACUGAAUAACGUGGCUCAGCAGAUGCUUCUCUGGCUACGUCCGGGAGGCUACCUUUUCUUCCGGGAGUCCUGUUUCUACCAGUCAGGAGACACCGUACGUACCUUCAACCCCACGCUGUAUCGAACCCCUGCUGAGUACAAUCGCCUCCUGACCUCGGCCCACGUGGCCGUGGAAGACACGCUCUACGGCUUUGAGAUCGUCAUGUCCCGCUCCGUGCAAACCUACGUCAAGAGGAAGAAAAACAGGAAUCAGGUGUGCUGGCUUCUCCAGAAAGUCGCCCGGGACCGUGAGUCGACACAAGGCUAUGACACUUUCCAGAGUUUCUUAGACAACGAGCAAUAUGCAACCCGUAGCAUCCGUCGCUAUGAAUGGAUAUUUGGGCCUGGAUUUGUCAGCACUGGUGGACUCAGUACCACCCAGGAACUAAUGCGCAUGCUGGAUUUGAAACCAGGUCAGCAGGUGCUGGAUGUGGGCUGUGGAAUUGGCGGUAGCGAUUUCUACAUGGCAAAGGAGUUUGGUGUGGAGGUGUUGGGCAUGGAUCUCUCCCACAACAUGGUGGAACUGGCUUUGGAGCGAGCGCAGAAGGAAAAUACGACCCAGGUGCAGUUUGAAAUUGGUGACGCGACCCGAAGGACGUUCCCAGAAGAGUCCUUUGAUGUCAUUUACAGCCGGGACACCAUCCUGCAUGUGGUGGACAAACGUGCCCUCUUUGAGAGGUUCCUGUCAUGGCUAAAACCAGAUGGGCAGCUCCUCAUCUCUGAUUAUUGCUGUGGGCCACGGCCGUGGUCGAAAGCGUUCGCCGAGUAUGUCAAGCAGAGGGGGUACAGGUUGCUCACCCCCCAGGAAUACGGCCAGGUCCUGCAGGAGGCUGGAUUCAGGCAGGUGCAGGCUUUGGACCGCACAGAGCGGAUGCUGUCGGCAUUGACCCAAGAACUGCGACAGCUGAAAGGAAGUCAGGAUCGGUUUGUUCAGGCGUUCUCAGAAGACGAGUUCGAGUCUAUGGCCUCUGGAUGGCGGAAGAAACUGGAGCGCUGUGCAGAUGGAGACCAGCGCUGGGGGGUCUUCUACGCACUGAAGCCACAGUAGAGACGGUGACAGCAAGAGACAGUGGAACUCUGGCCCGCUCCAAAACCUU